AAGUUUUAGUGGGUAAAUAGUCAAUCACAAAAACUUAAAGAUGAAACUCUUAGAGAGCGGACGCCUGGAGGCUUUGAGUAGUGCGCUGUCUAUCCUGAACGGUGACAGUGCUGUUCAAGGUCGAGUAGAAAGCUAUAGCUGCAAAAUGGCAGGUACAGAGAAAGCUUUCUACAAAAAGUUUACAGCAGACGGAGAAACGACUCAUAACCUUCAAGCCUUAUCUCCUCCAGAAGGUGUCACAAAUAGUCGAAGUCUGUCUGGCGACGAGGAAGGAGUGCUGUGUGACACUAUAUCUCGGAAGACAUUAUUCUAUUUGAUUGCAACACUGAAUGCUGCUUUCCCAGACUAUGAUUUUUCAUUGGCUAAGAGCAGUGAGUUCAGUGCGGAGCCUUCACUGAGUUGGGUGCAAGGAUCAGUAGAUGCUGCUCUCUCUGCAGUAGGUGGUGUGCGUUGGAGGCAGUUGAGACCAGCACUAUGGGCUGCGAUUGAUGAAGAGGUGCACUUGCCCGAGUGUUGUAUUUAUAGCUAUAACCCCGACCUAGCUAGCGAUCCAUUUGGGGAACCUGGUUGUCUCUGGACAUUAAAUUAUUUCUUUUACAACAAGAAGCUUAAAAGGAUUGUUUUUUUCACCUGCAGAGCCAUGAGUCCUGUCUGUGCUGACUCAGGAGUGGACUUUGCUAUGGAUGAAGAUGAAGAAUAUAAUUAAAUAUUUUCGUCGCAUUUUUCUAAUUACAUGUUUUAUCAUUGAAAUUUAUAUUUCUUCUCUAACUCUAUUAUAAACUACUGCGAACUAUAUAUAGUUCAAGUUCUAUACAAUAAAUAUCAAUUUACAAUAAUUAUAUGUAAUUUUUAGGCACGGCCAUUAAAGCUGUAAACUAGGUCAGUUGGAUUGAAUUUGUUUUGUGCUAGCUGACCUGAUGCUUCGUAUAAACAGCCUUAUGUAAUACACUAUAAUUUAGAAUAGUAACAGAACAUGUUCUGACAGCAAAA
This is a messenger RNA of Melitaea cinxia (Glanville fritillary), 990 nucleotides long. RefSeq names its product repressor of RNA polymerase III transcription MAF1 homolog (gene Maf1). Gene Ontology annotation, molecular function: RNA polymerase III core binding. The record is from RefSeq and is a predicted model, not a curated record. The transcript is spliced from 4 exons. Gene Ontology annotation, biological process: negative regulation of transcription by RNA polymerase III. NCBI's taxonomy places the organism in Eukaryota, Metazoa, Arthropoda, Insecta, Lepidoptera, Nymphalidae. Bases 41 to 706 code for a protein of 221 amino acids. Gene Ontology annotation, cellular component: nucleus.